Adineta ricciae is the source of this 1863-nucleotide messenger RNA. NCBI's taxonomy places the organism in Eukaryota, Metazoa, Rotifera, Eurotatoria, Adinetida, Adinetidae. The record is from the annotation of a GenBank genome assembly.
AUGUCAUCAAGUUGUUCAACUCAAGCCGUUUUCAUCGAAAGGAAUCUUUCAAGAGCAAUACCGGUCAAUGGUAUGAAAAUGGGCUGUACUCCAAGCCAAUCAUUUCUUUCUUCGACUCUUGAGUGUUUUUAUAAUCAAUCAUGCCUCAAUCUUAUCCAGCACUAUACUGGCUCGAACGCAUCGUCAGGCCCUCUUCCUACGCAAAAAAGUCGCUUCUCCCCGAGUAACACAACAAUAGCUGAACUUGUGAAUGAAUUAUUUCUUGAAGACUGGUCAAUAGAUAAGAAUUAUUCUUUGUACUACGAACAAUGUUCACCACUGGUUUGUUCUUAUACCAUCGUGGAAAAAUUCAACAUAAUCUAUAUCAUCACUCUUGUACUUGGUCUUCAAGGUGGCAUAACAAUAGUUCUCAAAUGGUUUUGUCCAAAGAUGAUUCGCCUUGGAUUCAAAAUUUAUAAUCGACGAAAAAACCAAGUAACCGCUGUUGGUCCUGAUACGACCGAUGAUAUAACUAUUCGACAAACGACAUCGAAUUCUGAAAUCCAACCAACGAACAGUGCUGUGACACGCAAUCGAUCGUUUCGAAAAAUCAUGUGUACAGUCAUUCUUGUUAUAUGUGUAGCAAUUGGUAUUAGUUGCUUUUCGAUCUAUUAUGCUUACAAAAACCGUUUGACAACAACCAAUGCACCGAUAGAUGAUAAUUUCAAUAUCACAACAACUGUUAUGGCAAUGUCUACAACAUCGAAUGUAUCAGAACCAGUGUGCUUGUUUAAAUAUGAGCAGAUGCUAAUUGAUUCAUCAUGUUCAUUCAUAAGCUCACGUGCAACUGUUGUUACAGAUAUCAAUGGUGACAAUCACAUCGAUUUGAUAUUUUCUUGUGGUAGAAUUAUAGCUGAAAUGGUGCAUGUCUUACUCGGCAAUGGUAAAAGUUCUUUUCGACAAGUAUUCACGUUUCCGCCGAGCAAUUUUUUUUACGAGAUAAGUUGGAUUCGCGUUGCCGAUUUAAACAACGAUCAUCGAGCUGAUCUAGUUUUGGCUCAUUGCAAGUACUCCAAAAUAAACAUCGCUAUACUGUUUGGCAAUGGGAAUGGUACGUUUCAAAUGGACACUGGACGCUCUUUGCUUUUAACUAGUGUUAAAGAACAUGUCAGCAUAAUAGAUAUGAAUAAUGACACUAAGCUAGACCUCAUUGCUAUAGGUGAAUCCUCUAAUCGAAUCAAUGUAUAUUAUGGCAAUGGGAAUGGAACGUUUUCAUCACCAUCAGUCUUGUUGAUUGGGAUCAAUAGUGUUGCCAGCCAAUUAGCUGUUGCUGAUUUGGAUAAUGACAAUUAUUUAGAUCUCAUUGUGAUGGACACAGCUACUUUUAGUAUACAUGUGUUUUUUGGGAAUAAGGAUGGAAGUUUUCAACUACAUAAACGGUUAUUCGUCUCCACAACCACUUAUAAAACCACAAUGAUAGUCGCUGAUUUUGAUGGCGAUCUUCAAUCCGACAUUAUUUUAGCUCAGAGCCACAUAGAUACUGUUUUAGUGACCUAUCGAUAUAAUAAUGGUACCUUUCAUGAUAAGAAGCAAAUUGUUCUGAAAUCUGAAUUUCCAUUUGACUCAGUGGCCUUAGGUGAUUUAAACCAUGAUAAACUUUUAGACAUCGUUGUCACUAAGGAUGCUCGUUAUGAGAUCUAUGGCUUUCUUCAAGAUCGAAACGGUAAUUUUCAAGUUCAAACUAUCUAUUUAGGUGAAACAUAUGGUGAAGACCCCUGGAGUGAUGUGAAAGAUUUUAACAAUGACAACUGUCAAGAUAUAAUCAGUGCAUCGACUGAAUUUGAAAAGAGAAGCAUAUUUUUGAAUACGUGUGAAUGUCCUUGA